Messenger RNA from Theobroma umbraticum, 216 nucleotides. RefSeq lists its product as uncharacterized. NCBI's taxonomy places the organism in Eukaryota, Viridiplantae, Streptophyta, Magnoliopsida, Malvales, Malvaceae. The record is from RefSeq and is a predicted model, not a curated record.
AUGGGUGGCAAAGGUAAAGGAGGAGGAGCUGCUGGGAAAGGUGGCGGCGGUGGUGCUAGCGCUGCUGGAAAAGGUGGAGGAGGAGGAGGUGUGGGGUCAGGAAUGAUGGUAGCACCAGGGAGUAGAGGUGCAACAUAUAUUUCGAGGGACUCUUUUGAGAGCAACACCAAGGGUUACUUCUCUGGGCUGCAUUCGAGCGAGAAGGGCAACAAAUAG